Molecule: messenger RNA, 807 nt
Organism: Mesorhabditis spiculigera
Lineage: Eukaryota; Metazoa; Nematoda; Chromadorea; Rhabditida; Rhabditidae
Source: the annotation of a GenBank genome assembly
AUGGCGUCGAUUCGGAUGCCCCGCGAUGAUGAGGAGGCGCUAUUGCCCGACUAUGAAGAUGCCGGGAACACCCGCACAGCCCAACCGACCCAAGCCCAGCGUCCCCACUUCUGGCCCAAGGACAUCGAGGGGAUGAACCCCGACGCGAAGGAGGGCAGCGUCAACUCGGCCCACGUCCAUAUUCGCAUGGCAUUCCUGCGCAAGGUGUUCGGCAUCCUUUCCUUCCAAAUCGUGCUCACCACCGCCAUCUGCGCCGCCAUCUACAUGACGCCCGGAGUCAAGGGAUUCGUGCAGAAUAACGGCUGGGUGCUGCUGAUGACCCUGUUCGGCUCGAUCGGCCUGAUCAUCGCCAUGCACAUCCACGCCCGAAACGUCCCCACAAACUACAUCCUCCUCGCCUCGUUCACCGUCGUGCAGGCGUUGACGCUGGGGACACUCGUGUCCCUCUUCGAGGUCGACGUCAUCCUUGAAGCGGCGCUGCUGACGACAGUAAUCGUCUUCUCGUUGUUCGUCUACACGCUGCAGUCGAAGAAGGACUUUGUCAAGCACUACGCCAUCGCCUACUCGUUCCUCGGUAUUUUGCUGAUGGCCAGCGUCUUCCAGAUCUUCUUCCACUCGCCCGCCUUCAACUUCUUCGUCAACGUCGGCGGGGCGGCGCUGUUCUGCCUGUUCUUGAUGAUCGACCUCGACCUGAUCAUGAACCACAUGAAUGCCGAGGACUACAUCCUCGCGUGCAUCACGCUCUACAUGGACGUCAUCAACCUGUUCAUCCGAAUUCUGCAGCUCGUCGCCGAAGCGCAGCGACAG